Molecule: messenger RNA, 3483 nt
Organism: Bombina bombina (fire-bellied toad)
Lineage: Eukaryota; Metazoa; Chordata; Amphibia; Anura; Bombinatoridae
Exons: 17
Coding region: 252-2711 (819 amino acids)
Source: RefSeq, a predicted model, not a curated record
GGCUGCUUGGGACCGGAAGUGUCGUGCAAAGCUUUUGUGGAAGUCGUCUGGAAGGUGCGUCGAAGGAAUAAUACUCUACCACUGGUGGAUUCAACAAGAAAACAAGAAAUACUUGGACGUUUGGAGAGGCUGAGGAGGAUAACUUUCAUUUGCAGAUCUUGCUCCUUUUUUUUUUUUUUAUAACCAAGAAUUGUGGGCUAGUGGUGUUUUUAGCUGAAGCAAAGGACAUAGCAACCUGACAGGGCUUCAAAAUGAUUUCUGGAGUCUCGACUAUCCAAAAAAAGAAUUUAUCAAAAUCUCAACUCCAGCAAAACACCAAUAUGACAGAGAAAAAGCCAUUUGAGAGAAAGAAAUUUAUGUGCCCGGUUUGCAAGUUUACCUGUGAUACUUAUCAAAUACUUCAUGAUCAUUUUAUAGAAACUUGGCAUAAAAGGGUUGACAAACAGAAUACCAGAAAAAUUAACAAGCAAGGAGUACCUGAAUACAGCAUACCAAAAAAUCAAAUGGUGUUUUUGAAAGAUUACUUGAACAAAAAGGACCGUGAACCACUCGUUGGAUUGGAGUAUGUGAUGGAGCAUGUGGUACAAACUGGAGAAUCAAAACUUGAGAUAAAAUAUAUUUGUGAGCUGUGUAACCUGCAGAAUGACUUACAACCAAUGUUGCAACAUCUUACUGGCUAUAAGCAUAGACGGGCCUACAUUACAAAAGAGUUUCCAUUUGUGCUAAGAGGCCCACACGUUGGUAAAGAAGAUAGGCAUGAAUACAUGAAAAGAAUGGCUCAAGAAAUAGAACAGGAAGAGGGAACCAAAAUGUAUAAGAUUGAUCCUGCAUCCUCUAAGAUUGAAUCUUCGUCACCAAAGGAUGAAGAGAAAAAAUCAUCUACGAAAAAAACUAGAUGGAAUAAGGAUGUGAAUAUUGAGACAAAAAAGACAAGAGCUUUGGAAUUUUUGGAAACAUUAGAUAUUGAGUCAGAGUCUGAAUCAGCUACUGUAACAAAACUAACCCAGAAACUGACAACACUUUUGAAAGAACAUGAAGUUAAGGCUAAACAGGAGACACUUUUUGCUAAUCGAGUUGCAAAGGCUAAAGAUGUGGCUCAAUCAAUUAUGAAAUCUGCUUCAAAGAAACCUGCGAAACCUACGAAACCUAAGGGUCCAAUCCCACAAUUAAUGCAGAUAAAUCCAGCAAAUAUCCUGCCAAGCCAGAAUCUUCCCUUACAAAGACCUCCAAUCAAUCAAACUUCACUUUUACAAGCCCCUCCACUUAAUCAGAAUCUGCUCUCACAAGCUCCUCAGUUUCAUCAAAAUCCACUUAUCCAAGGCCCUCCACUUAUCCAAGGCCCUCCACUUAUCCAAGGCCCUCCACGAAUCCAAUCUCUUCCACAAGGCCAACCAUUCAGUCAGAGCCCUCUCUUACAAGGUCCUCAAAUAAACCAGAAUCUAUUCUUGCAAAGCUCUUCAUCGCAGAUAACAAAAAGAAAUCAGAAAGAAAAAAGUUCACAACCAAAAAAAGAGUUGGGACCUGAGGUACAAGGUGAUGUUACUGCAGAUGAUGAUCAAUUUUUUUCUAAAUUAAUGGAUUUAUUGUCAGAUUCAGAAAGUACUUCCUCUGACCCAAAAAUGGUACUGGUACAAGCUUUGUUAAAGGAUAUUGUCCCUAUGACAGAAGAAAAUCCAAGCCAGGAAAAUGCUACCUUAAAUCAGAAAAAGGUGGAGGCAAUGGCUUCUCAACUUCAAAGUAGUACAAAUUCAGAAAAUGCCUCUUUGAUUCAAGAAAUGAUGAUACUAAUGAAUUCUUCAGACAAAGUUUCUGAAAGUUUGGAAAAGCCUAAUUCAAAGGGCUUAGGCAAAAAUUUACAAAACUAUCAAGGUGUACCAAAUGCAUUCAUGAACCAAAAGAAAGAUAAUUUUAAUUCUAAAGUGCAUGAAUCAAAAAAUCGUGGAGGUUUUAAGGGGCGAGGACGACAAAUGGAUGCUUUACGCUCUGAAGCCUAUGACCACUUUGAACAAAAACGUGAAAUACUAAAAGAUCCCUUUCAGGAAACUCCAUAUUCAAGUAUUUAUCCAAGGAAUCGUGAAUGGGAAAAUCCUUCUGACCCCUCUUAUUCUGGACCUUCAACAAUCCCACGCAGUGUAGAUAUUUCGCUGUAUCAAGAUCCAACUUAUUCAAGAAUGGUAGAUUCUCAUGGUAUGCAUGAUGUAGGCUAUGAAGCAGGUGAUAGGGUGCCAGAGGAGAAUUAUAGUUUGAAUGAUAUUGCUGAGCUUAUAAGACGUAGAAAACAAGCAGAACAAGAAAUGAGAAUGAGAGGGGCAGGUGAACAUGACUUUAUCAUGAGAGAUGUUGUGGAGGAUGACCCUUUUAGUGGAGAUCUCCGUAGGAGACGUGACUCAAGAUCACCAUAUAUGAAAAUUGAAGAUGAUCCCUUUAGCACACGGUCAUCGGGAAGAUAUACUGAAGACCCUGUUUGGGUUGAAUCCAGCUCUUAUGAAAGAGAACGUUAUGGCAAGCAUGCUCGUCUGGAAACGGAUCUUCCUUCUCAUCGUUCUGGCUCAGAGAGUGGCUUGUAUAACAGAUCAGAAGAGCAAAGUAAUUUAAUAGAUAUUAAUACAGAAGGUCUGUCUGCAGACAUCCUUAAAAGGAUUCGAGGGAAGGAUUUAUUCACAGUGUCAGCCAUACUCAGCGAGUAUGCAGAGUCACGGGAGUCCAUAUAAAGAACGUAUGGGAGUCUCAUAGCAGUGAAAUGAAAAUUAAGCAUGAAACUGGUCAUUUUGUGUAUACGUCGUGUACUUUUACAGAUAACGCUGUGGGGGUUUUAUUAUCAGAAGUUACUGUUUUAGUUAUCAGUUUAUUGUAUUAUUUUUUUUUCCCAGCAAAAGAAUUGUAAUUUUUUUUCUCAUCAUCGCAAUUUAAAACUGAAGUUAACAAUGGUCUAAAUGACACAUAAUGUUUAAUUAUGUUUGCUGUUGUGAGAGAUCUUUCUCCCUCUCUUUCUCCCUCUCUUUCUCCCUCUCUUUCUCCCUCUCUUUCUUUCUCUCUCUCUCUUUCUCUCUCUCUCUCUUUCUCUCUCUCUCUCUUUCUUUCUCUCUCUCUCUUUCUCUCUCUUUCUAUUUCUUUCUCUCGCUUUCUUUCUCUCGCUUUCUUUCUCUCUCGCUUUCUUUCUCUCUCUUUCUCUCUCUUUCUCUCUCACACACACUCUCUCUCUCUCUCUCUCUCGCACUCACUGUCCAAGGAAUCCAGUGAGUGCUUUCUAUAACUGAAUUUGUUUGUGUAUAUAUAUAAAUAUAGAGAGAGAGAAUUUUGUGUCAGUAUAUCACAGGAGUAAACUUUGAUCAGAUCAGGAAGAGGCGAGCAAUUUCAUUGUACAAUGUUCAUUUUGCAGUAGAGUAUUAGCCCUUCUCAAGAUAAUUUUAUGUAUUUAGUUGUUUAAUUACUAGUAGAUUAUAUUCUGUAAACUAAAAUAAACUGGCGGAACUAAAAUACAAA